CAAAGAUCAAUAAAAACCCCUGGGAUUAAAUAUGAACCGACUUGCUAACGCGCUCAUCCUUUUCAUGAGCUUGGGAUUGAAAGCCCACAGUUUACAUGAUCAGCCCAUGGUCUAUGGCUUUGACAACAUUGAACCAUCAGCCAACCUCACAUGGGCCCCAUGCUUUGAUGCCUUUGGUUGUUCUAAACUGGAAGUCCCUUUGGACUAUGCGAACAGAGAUCUUGGUACAACGUCGAUUGCCUUCAUCAAGCUGGCUGGCAAAAAUGCGACCGUCGAGUCUCCGAGCAUUGUACUCAUCCCUGGCGGCCCGGGUGGUUCUGGUGUUGACCUCCUCCUCACAUACCAGACUAUCGUCGGACAAAUGUUUGGAGAGCAAUACAACUUCGUCUCCUUUGACCCUCGCGGCGUGAACAACAGUGGCUUGCAUCUAGACUGUUUCUCAGAGGACACAGAAGCCAGAUCGACUUUCUAUCGACUACAUAGAACAGGCGUUACUAAUACUUCGUCGACAUCGCUUGAGGAACAGUACUAUUCAAGCUCUAUCUAUGGAGAGUGGUGCAACAAUGCCGUGGAGAACAAGUCGCCCCAUGCGUACUAUGUGGCCACGCCCGCCGUUGCACAUGACUUGCUUACCUUUACCGAAGCCGAGGCGCAAAUGGCCGGUCAAUCACCGUCAGCCGCCAAACUGUGGUGCUAUAGCAUCAGUUACGGCACAGUGAUCGGAAGCACUUUCGCCUCCAUCCUUCCUGACCGCGUUGGAAGGAUGGUGCUCGACGGUGUUUUGAACGCAGAGCAAUACUACAACAACUAUUGGACGGACAAUGUCGAUCAAAUGGACCAGGCCAUGGAAACAUUCUCAAGCUUCUGCCAUUCUGCAGGGCCUGCAAAGUGCUCAUUUUGGGGCCCCACGCAGGCCAACAUCGCGGCGAGAAUGGAUGGCAUCAUCCGUCAACUUCAGAACCAUCCCGUCUCGCUCAGCGCCGUCGGCGAUCCAGACCUGCUGCCAACAAUGGUCACUUAUUCAGACCUCAAGACUCUUUUUCUCAACACAAUCUACACCCCACUUGCAACCUUUCCCAGCAUGGCGGACAUCCUACACCAAGCCGAACAGGGAAACUUUUCUGCUCUUGCGGGCUUGUAUGACCAGUCAAAUUCGAUAACGGAUGCCCGUCUUGCCAUUACAUGCACUGAUUCGUAUCGGAGAAACAAGCUUACUACCAUCGAAGAGUUCGGGACUUGGGCGGAGUACACGAUAUCCAAGAGCAAGUACAUCGGCGAUAUCUACCCAAUCUAUCUGGAAGGUAUCUUAUGCCGAUCGUUCCGACCGCAGUUGCCUGUUAGCAUGGUAGUUCAAGGUGAUAUCAGCGCAUUGAAGACGCCUACGUCCUUCCCAAUUCUCUUUGCGAGUAACACCAUCGACCCUAUAACGCCGCUGAUCUCGGCGCGCAAAAUGUCCUCUCGGUUUGCCGGAUCGGUGCUUCUGAUGCAAGAAGCUGUUGGUCAUACGGUCAUCGACCAGGGGGCGUCAGACUGCUACUUGGGAAAGAUUCAGGCAUACUUCCAAGGCAUAGUUCCAGUGUCGAACACUACCUGCCCGCGGCAGUAUACUCCUUUCAUAGAUUCCUCGCCUUUCUAA
This is a messenger RNA of Aspergillus japonicus CBS 114.51, 1636 nucleotides long. RefSeq lists its product as uncharacterized. Lineage: Eukaryota; Fungi; Ascomycota; Eurotiomycetes; Eurotiales; Aspergillaceae. The record is from RefSeq and is a predicted model, not a curated record. The coding region runs from base 32 to 1636 and encodes 534 amino acids. The transcript has 6 exons.